AUGAGUAACGACAGUAACGGAGCCGGGGGGCUGCAGCCCCUUUGGAACUUCAAUGGUGAGUCCAAAUAUCGAUCACUCUACAAACGGACACAUGAACGAGUUUUUAUUAAGGAUGUUACGUUCAGCAGGAGAUGCAUUUACUGUCAAGUGCGUUAAAAAAGAGCAUCGCAGAGGUGUGAAACAUGCGUAAAAACGCGCUUCACACCAGAUUUACGCGCCAAAAAGCACAAACAUAUACAUGUUUUAAACAUAACAAUCUUAUGAUAGAUAUAUGUAUAUGAUUUUUAUUAGAUUGCUUCGAGAUUCAACCCAAAAGCAAGAAGUAAAACUGGAUUUUGUGGAGUGUUUGGUGAAGUUAAAGCAAGAAAAAAUCAUCUUCAGCUUUUAAACAAAUGUUAAGAAAAUGAACAAAGGCAAACAAAUCCCUCAGGAAGUGUUCAUAAAUCAUGAAAAUGUGCAUACUUAAGGCAAAAAAAAGGAAUUCAAGAAUUUAAGAAACAAUCCACCCUGACAGGUGAAAGAAGUAAUCAGCUGUUGUAGUAAAAUGGUAACCAAUUCAAUACUGGCUGCUUUAAGUUCAUAAAUAUUCUUUAUUUUUUUCAUGAAACCUGCUGCUUCUUAACUGUUUGACUCACUAAGUGGUUUCACAUCAGCAGGUAAGUCCAAUUCUGACAUCUCAAAGAUCAAUUGUCAAAGUCAAAUUCAAAAGAUCAGUCAGGAUUCACCACAUUUGAUGUGUACGUUCCCAUAAAAUCCAAACAAUGAGAGCAGCAGCAGCAGCUUUUUGCUCGGGGCAGGAGAUGAAAAAAAAUGAGGAUGAGGAGAAAGAAAAAGACUCAGGGCGACAGGAGGUGCUGAAGGAGGAGAUAACAAAAACAGAGGCAGAAAAGACGAAUUAGGUUUUCAGAGAUUAAAAAGCCAGAAUAAACUCCUCCUCUUCUGCUCCCCUGUCUAAACCUCGCUCUUUUAUUUUCACUCUUUUCAUCUCUUCUUCCCCUCAAUGCAUCUUUUCAUGGAGAAUAAAAGGGACAAAGCUUGGAAAGAGAAGAAAUAUAUGAGAGACACACGUCCAGAGAGUAAAAAUGUCUUUAUAACAUACAGAGAUAAAAUAUGAAUGUAUGAAAAUCUGCCUCAGAGCUGAAAAAGAGGAAAAAAAAGAUGCAGUUUAAAAGUUCAGGUACACCUCAGUGUCACCUGCAGUUCAAAGUUUGUCAGAGGUCGUAUUGAUUGGCUGCUGUAUUGAUUGUGUCACAGUCAGGAUGAAACUCAGACUGUGUAAAAGAAGAGGAGGAUGUGAAUUAAUGAGGAGGGUCUUCCAACCUGCUGUGUUUUCAAAGGCCACCAGAGGGCAGACUCGAAAAUGUUUCCACCUCUCAGCUGAUUUAUUCUCUUAGUGAAUAUUUCUCUAAUGAGUUUAUGAUCUCAAUUUCUGAUUUCGAGUCCUCUUGCGUAAAGCGUGAUGAUCAAUCUGUAAAUAAUGGUCCUGUUUGGAGUCGAAGAGAGCAGAGAGCUGGGGAGGAUUUAAGGUGGGGCUGCUUCAUGCUUGAAAAGUAGCAACCUAAAACAGAUGCCCCCUAUUUUUAAAGCAAGAUCAUUUAAUUUAGUUAGAUAUUUUCUGUUGUUAACGUGAACUACAGACACACCAUGCUGUAAGAUUAGCAGAAAUGAACACCUGUCUGUCAAAUGUGAGUGUGUUUGGACAGAAUCGUGUGAAUUUGCUCAACCUUCCACAGUGGAAAAUAAAGUAGGACUGAUUUGUGACAGAUAGUCACACAAACAGACCUUCAUUUGCUGACUGAGCCUUCCUCAUGGCUCAGUUAUCUGCUGAACUUGUCUUUCCUCCAUAUUUGAUGUCAGCUGUGAACGGGUAAUGUGAAGUUGGUGUGUUUGCUUGCACCUCCUUAGGUCUGUGUGUGCUGGAAAGGCUGGACUUGGUUUGAUUUGAGCCGAGCACAGCAGUGACUUUUAACAGUUUUACCUGUGUGAAGGUGUGAAGGUGUGUUUUACUUGAAGACUCUUGUCUUUAAACUCAAAAUGACUGAACUAAUGAUGACUCUCUUACCUCUCAUUUCAGUUUUAGCCUAAAACUCAUGGAAAGAAUUUCGAUUUUUUUCUGUUUGUGAGGAGGGCAAAGAGGAUGUUAGUAGUUUCUUUUACACUUGAAAGUCAUAGCCUUUCUCUUAAAUACUGCAGGCCUAAAUCAUAAUAAAAUAUGCUACUACAGAGAGCUAAUAAAGUGGCUUGAAAAUGUUUGCCAGUUUGUUAAGAUCAUUUCCAACCCUGAGAAUCAGCAGCCUACAACUGUGUCUGAUAGAGGGGACUUUUACUUUAUUCAGUUGUUCAUUUUUGAAUUUAUUUGUGCAAAGAAAAAGGAUCAAAAUGACAGAAAUGAAGGAGACAGCGUGGUUGGCAAACGAUUUCCAGAAGCCCUAGCCAGCUGGUAGGGAUGAAAAUGUGAAGUUUUCUCUGUUCUUGAUCUUGGAAAUGUUAAAAAUCAGUGAUGGCUUACUCAUUUAGAAUAAUUUAGACCUUCCCUACAAAAAUAUCAUAUUCUUAUCACAUAUUUUUUCACAGCAAUGUGGCAUUUUCAAAACUACGGAUUAUAUUAAGUUGUAAAAUUGUCGCAACAAGAGAAACCUGCCGGUCUGUGCCAGUGUGAGAAAUCUCUCUUCGUUGUCUGUGGGCUUUGUAUCCUAAUAUAGAAAAACGCCUGAAGUGGUGGAUGUUGUGCAUUGCUCCCCAAAAUACCUUCACAGAGACCUGUGGUGGGGUUGCAACACCUUGUGUUUGUAGUGCGCAGGUUUGUUCACAGUGAAACAUACUCUGAACUCAAACUGAAUGUAACAUGAGACAACCUGUUAUUUAUCAGUGCUAGACAGAAAGAGAAGCCAGGAGUACACUUUUAGUAGUCAGUAAAAGACUACUCCAUUAAUUGUUGAUGUCCCCACCAGCUGGCUAACAGGCCAACAUGACUAAUGUUGCAUAAUUUAAUGUGCUAGUCAGAAAAUAAAGGGCUUUUUCAUUUCUUGACACUGCAACAGAAAGGCUCCUCACAACCUGAGUCCAAAAAAAAAAAAAAAAAAGAUUAACUCAAGUCUACAAAGGCUUUGUGAUCAUGCUCAAGUUGUCUGUGAUCCGUCUUACCAUGUCAGGGCAGGGUAUUAAUCCCUUAAUAUCAUCUUUUGUUUCACCAGGACCAAAUUACCACCUUUGAGUAGAGUGCUCUCUGUGGGAGGGUUAUCAUUGGCUGGUAAAAGCUGGGGGCGGGACUGUGCUGCAGGUGUUUCUUGAUUGACACUUGCCUUAGCCUUUUUUUUUUUUAAUGUACUUAUAGAAAGUGUAGGAUAUGCAGCCUGCAGCCAACAGAGCGGUGACUCUUGAUGUUUUGUUCAUGAAUAGUUGGCCUACAUUCACUCUUACUUAAGUGCUGCCCUGGGCUGUUGACUGGUUCCCCCUAUAGAUGGACCCAGCAGCCGGUCACAGAGUUCUUAUUCUAGUCUCUAUUUUGUCUGUCUUGCUUCGCAGACAUCUUUGACAGACUGGAUCUGCUGGACUAAACUGGGAGAUUGAGUUAUCGCUCAGUCACCAAUAAAAGGCUGUUUCCCCUUUUUUUAGCCUGAGAGGAAAAAGCACAGCGGACUGAACAAUGAAAUGAUUGGCAGCUCUACAUAAAACAUCAGGGGGUUGAUGUAACAUCCCCCUUCUUCUCCGUUUUCUCAGAUUCCUCCCCCGUCUCCUCCCCUCUAUCAGCGGCUCUUCUGUUGCUCUCCGUCUCCCGUGUAUCCUCUCCCUCACUCUCUCUCUCGCUCUCUAAUUCUAUCCUAUUUACAUCCUCACUCCUGCAGAGAGCAGAUUCCUGCAGAGGAGAGGCGGUUUGUUUCUGCGUGUGUGCAUACUGUAGUGGAUAAAGACUUCGAGAUGUGUGCAUGUGUACAUGAUGACAUGCAAAUACUGUAAGAGGGGAAAUGUGUGUUUUUGCAUAUCAGGAGGCAACAGUGUGUGUGUGUGUGUUUAUGUGUGUGUGUGUUUGUGUGUGAUGAGCUUUUCUUAUUUACCUCUUUAUGAGUUGGCACGUGUCAGAGUGUGAGUGGAGAUUAAACGGAUGUAUGCCAUGUCUUUUCUUUCACAACCUACUUGCAAAUACUGCAUCUUAGAAAACUGCCCAUCCCUUCAAAAUAAGACUUUCAUUCAGCAUCAUUUUGACUUAGCCGGGGUUGAGCAGGAAAGUAAGGAUGAUAAAGAAGCGGCAAAUGUGCAAAUGUACAAAAUAACAACAUAAAUGGGUCCUAAUAGAGGAAAAAAUAGACAUUUUGGGAUAAAAGUCAUACGUGUGAGAGGAAAUCAAGGAUUUCAUAGGAUUAAGGUCCUAAAGUUAGUAAUAUCCACAACUUUGACAUCCUACAUUUUUUCCUCUGAAUUCCUGUAAAUCCGUUUACUCAUUCUUAUGAAUUCACUGUUUUAUUCUGCUCUGACCUUGUUCUUGGGAAAACUUUAUUUUAUUCUAUUAAAUCUAUGACUUCUAUUAAUUAAACAUUAGGGCCCGACCGAUAUUUUUUUUUGAUGGGCCGAUGCCGAUACUGAUUAUAAGAGAGGAGAAAAAUCAGAUUACCGAUUAAUCGGCUGAUUUUUAAAAAAAUUUUUUAUGAAGUUUUAAAAUUUUGUUAAGUUAUGUAACAUAUCAACACAUUUACUUAUUAUUUUUUUUAAUAAAUGGCUGCUUUUGAGCCUUUGAAACACUUCUCAGUAACAUUAACCUCAGUAAUAUUCCACGUAUUCAUCACAAAUGAAACUCAGACCAGAAAAGCAUUUUCAACUACACUGGCCCCCCGCCGAUCGGUGCCUCCUCGUCUUAACUCACGUUACUUAUUUCUGGUCUGGUCUCAUUUGGAGACAUGCAGCUGCCUCAGUAAGAGAAGUAGCUCGAUCACUAAUGUGUACUGUUGUUUAUUCUACUGUUACUGGCACGGCUAACAGUGUAGCAAGGCUAAUAGCAGAUGGCUAACUCUAACUUUAGCUUGCAUAUUACCUGGUGAUUCACCGUUAACUCAUCGUGACUGAGACCAGCACAGCGGGGAACAUUGUGAAGUGGGUUGAACUGAAACUUGUUGACUUAUUGUGUAUUUCACAAACUGGUUUAUUUACCGCUGAGGUGGACCACUCUCCUCCGUGCGUCCCUGAGCUGCCUGCUUCAGAUCCGUCACUCUGCUGUGCUGUGAGGUAGUUAGUGGAUGAAGAUUGUCAUGAAGUCGCUGCACCAUCUACAGGAUAAGUUGGGGAACUUUUCAAAUGCCGAAAUAUUUUCGAAGUGAAACCAAAUCUUAUUCUCCGCAUUUUAUUUCUGAAAAUAUCGGCGAGUUUUGCCGAUUAGUCUUAAACGGGCUAAAAUUGGCAGAUUUAAUCGGCUCACCUAUAAAUUGGUCGGGCCGUAUUAAAUACUUCACCUCUUCUAGAUUUACACCUAUUUUUCUCAUUAAUUUAUGUUUUUUUUUUUUUUUUUUUUUGUCUAAUUAAUUAUGACUCAUCUCUCUCAGGACUUUUACCAAGUAAAAUAAACACCUAACACUCAUAAAUUCAAGACUUAAAUCUUUUAAAUUUAGCUCUUGAAUGCUUUAAAUUUAUGUUACGUGAAGACCUGAAAACAUGUCAUCAGUAAGAAAAGAUAAUGGAGACAUCGUCCUUUUGAGCACUAAUGCUUAUGUGAUACUGAUUAUUUAAAAAGGCCAAUAAUCAUCCUGAUCAUCAGGCUGACUGAUUAAUUAGUCUGUAGUUACACUCUGACUCACACACAGUCGCUCUCACACACACAUGUCCAUCUAUAUGAACUGAUUAAGAUGUAAUCAGUGCCCGACACACUGGAGCCUGGUCCAUUCGUUAAGCUGUGCUGCUAUUAUACUAAUUGAUGCGUUGUCAGUCGUUAUACGGUCAGUUUUCUUCUUGGAGAUCUCAGACUCUAAGACCCUCCAUCAUAGUCAGAAAACUAUGAGGUUGAAGGCUGUUGUCCAACAAGGGAAUAUCACAUGACAGAAGAGUGGAAUCACAACCUUCUUGGUAGAAAAUCUCAUUUGUGUUAUGUUAUCAUGAAUGCAAACCAUCAUUCAGCCCUAUUAGCACCACCAGCCUUCAGUACCCCCUGCAGGUCAGGUCCACAUGUCUGUCUACUAGUUACACAUUCUUCUAGUUUCUGGUUUUGCCACUUUGAGCAGACACAGCCUCCGUGAGGUAAAUUAGGGGGAAAUGUAGUCCCAGAGAAGCAGUUCAUGUCACAUAUUGCAGCAGAAGAUUAAAACUGAAACCAACAUUCAGUUUUGGUGUUUUUUUUCCACCGAAUCUCAAAUGAAUUCCCUGCUUUGAUAGUUGGUCUGGUGUCACUCUGCCCCUCCAUCAAAUUAUCAGCCUGAAUCCUGACUUCUUCGUCUGUCAGCGCUCUGAGUUUGGUGUGUUUGUCUCUCCUCUCUGAUUCUGCAGAUAGCUGUCACAAACCGGGAAGUUUAACACUUCUGCUUCUCUUCUAUUCUGGUCCUGUUCCUGUCCUGUACUUGCCUCCUCAUUAUGCAGCAGUGAGAACAGGCCAAAGGCUGCCAGGAGUUUGUUUUCCUCUCUAUUCCCUGAGGUUCCGACUCUUACAGUGGUGUAUAAGGGCGGUCGGCAGCUGAAUAUCCCUGUUGUUCAACAUGCUGGAAUAAAAGCAGCAUAGAGAGAGAGAGAGAGAGCGGUGCUGUGAUACGGAUCACUGUUAUCAGUCCGCAGCCGGAUGGAUGAUAAUUACAGACAAAGCUUUGAUAUUUUAAGGGUUUCUUGGCUCCAUGUUGACUGGUUUAGACAGGGAUGCUUCUCUAACUCUACAAAAGCUUCUCUCAUCAUCAUGUUUAUUUCUUUUAUUUCUUUUUUUAUUUGAGGGGGCACAAAUCUAACGUGUUUUGCAGUGCACCAUCAUUUCAUCUCUAUAGCAAAAAUAUCAUCCCAGAUUUAAGUGAUUUUUACUAUCAGUGUUGUGUAAAAUGUUAAUAUCUAGACAUUAAACAUCAUCAUGUAUUGUUCAGCAUUAAAGGAGCCUUCACAGAUGUGGAAGCUACUCAUGACAUGGACUCUGGUGAUCCCUAUACCAUCAAGGGAUGCUGGUUUUAAACUUAGAUCUGCGAUUUCUCCAGAUUCUCUAAAUCUUUUAAUCAUAUUUUAGACAAAAUUAUUGUAUUUUUGUGGGAAUUUUAGUGAAAAUAAUAGAAAACUGUGCCUCAGAUCCAUUAGCGUCUCUAACAAGUUCUGUCGCCCUCCUCUCUGUCCCCUCCUGUAAUGUCCUACUUUCUGAGGAUACCACAGUUGCCAUGUUGCAUUUACUGUGCGGCUGUUGCUGUGUGUGUUUGUGUGUGUGUGUUAGACCCAGAUGUUGCUGCUGGCGCGUCUCUGUGAGCUGGCAGCAGAGCGGGGAUGUAAAGAUGGAGAGAGAGAGUUAGAGAGGGAGGGACAAGAGAGGAUUUAGGGGGUUUCUGAUGCAGAGGAGGGUUUUAUGGCAAAGCUGGAGGAAGAGUCCUCUGUUAGUAAGGGAGCUGAUUGUGCUAACAUUACUAAUAUUUUAUUAAUUCUUUGCACAUCAUUUAUUUAAAAGACUGUGCAUGUAACCAGAUUUAAUAAAGAGUCAGAGACAUCUUUAAAAGAUUAAACAGCAGACUGACUUUGCACAGAAGAUCCUCCAAUAACUCCAAUACAACCACCUAAACCUUUUAAGUAUCCUAUAAUUAGGCUAAUUUAUACCACAAUGUAACCCAGGUCACAAAAUGAACAGAUUCAUAUUUUAAAGAAAAAAAAAAACAGAAUUAAAAGGUAAAAAGGAUGAAAAAAUCGAUGCAAUUGACAAUGUUGUGUUGAAAUAAUUUAUUGCUUAAAAAACUCGAACUAGGAGGACCGCUCAAAAUCGACCAUGGAUAAUUUCAGAUUAUACAGAACGCGAAUUGGUGAGUGACGUUGCCCGCCUGUUGAUUAUCAUGACUGAUUACUGGCAUGGCAUUUGUUUAAAUGGGAGCACAUGUGCAUACAUUUAAGUUCUUGUAAGUUUAAACUGUUGUUCUGGCCGUGUCACCCAGGCAACGUUUCCCCCCGGAUAUUGAUUCUCGAUGACUAGCUAUCCCAGGAUUCGCCUCCAACAAUCGACAUUCCCGUCACCCAUGAUCAUCAUCACUAUUAUCUCCCCCUCACUGGUGGCCUGGCCUUACCAGGCUGGUAGGGUAGGACCAACUGGACUUUUCCUUUUGGCUAUGAAAGGGGCAUUCCUUUAAAUCUCAAAUCUCAACCUCUUUUUAGGAAAUGUCGCUUCAGAUACAGACUUUUCUUCCUGCUCCAUAUUUAAUCCUCUGAUUUAAAAGAUUUAACAAUGCUCCGCACAACCAAGUUUUUUGCAAAUUUAAACUGGCACUACCUUUCAGAAGUCACUUGCACUUAACUCAAAGUCGGUAUGUACUGUACCAAAAUGCACAGGCUGUACAGAUAUCACCAGACUCCAAAGAGCGAUUGUUUUUUUUUUAUCCCUUUAUAAGUAAAAAUUCAAUAAAUCUCACAGCAUCCAGCAGAAUUGUAUUCCAACCUUAGUUUUGUUUGGAUUUAAUUAACCUCUUUUUGUACACAGGGAUCUUACAAUGAAACUAACAAGAAACAGAUAAACUUGCGCAGAUAAGGACUCGUUAAAUGCAUUUAAAUCGUAGAAAAAUCAGUGUCUCAAAGGAAUAGACACAAAUGAAGACUGUUAAAUUGCAAAUAGUUGACAAGAACAUAUGCUUCUUUUUUCACAUACAUACCACUUAAGUGAGCAAAAGGAAAGUCUUUGGGUGACUGAUUGUUUACAGUGAAACUGAGACUCACAAGAAACAGAUAAAUGGGCACAGAUUGAAACCAAAACUUGCAAGUAUACUGUUGGAAAACUUUUAUUUAUUUAUUAUAAGUUAAGGUUUUUACUGUUGAAAUUCAGCCAGUGAAGCCUCUGUGUAUCUUAACUUGAACAGUAAAACUAAGACUCAAUAGAAACAGAGACUCAAGCACAGAUAAAGACGUUUAAUUAACAACAAACAAGAAAAUCAGUUUCUUUUUUCAUGCUAAGUAAGCCUUGGUUUAGCCUCUGUGUAACUUACUAUUUACACUGAAUCUCACACUUAAUAGUAACGUCAAUCACAAGGAAAUCAGAUUCUUUUCAGGUUUACACACAUUUAGUGAAAUCAGAGUGAAGCCUCACGCAUGAUCUGAACAUGUUUCCUCUUUGGUGAAGGUUGCUAAUUGCUAACUCUUUUUAUUUAAUUUGGCGGUAGGCGACCUCUUGUGGUCAUAAUUCCUUGCUGUUCUUGCAAAUUCACACUGCAUUCAGAGAAAUGGAACAAAUGCAUGAACAAGAACAGAGUAAAAUAGCGUUAGUGAAGCAUCAUAUAGCGGAGGUGAUGACAAAAAGCUGGUUCAGACAUGCAGACUGCAGCCCAAACCCAGCUAAAGGUCAUUGGAGGCAGGCAGGCAGGUUGAGCAGGAACAAAGACUGUGAUAUAAAACCUGGCAGCAGAAGAACGGUGUCUCUCUGGCACACACACACACACACACACACACAGUCUCACAGAUCCGGCAUCCAAGCGUGUGUGUGUGUGUGUGGUACCUCGCUUGUGAUCUCCUCUGCGUGUGUGUGUGCGUGCUCUGUCAGCACCAAUUUAUGAGUACAAGAUCAUGCGAGCCAAGUUUUCCAUGCAGGAGCUGUCAUUGAUCCUAGACGGUGGAGUGGAGCUUCUGAAGGUCUGCAGAGAGCACAUGAGGAGGUUUCUUUAUGAUGAUUGAAAAACAGCUGUAUGCUGUUGUUGUUGAGCAGAUCUUCUGUUUCCUGGUUGUGUUUUGAUCUUUUGUCUUCAUGAACUCGUUAGUUAUCUGGUUAUUGAUUUGUUCGGAGGACGGUGAGAAAUGAAGCGACCAUUUUACGCUUUGAUAAAUCCAUCUUUGUGUGGCUGUAGAUAUCGAUCCAUGUUGAUUUUCGGUGCCUUAGUUUGUGGAGUACGCUGCACGUAAACAUGCAGCCGGUUCAGCAGGAAACUGAGAUGCAUGCAGGUGUGAAGGAAUGUAAAGAGCGACAAAGUCAGGUGCGCUUAGAGCCGCUGCAGGAAAGCUUUUGUAAGUCUGGAUUGUGUUCAUAUUUGAUGCCCCUAGACAUGAUUGUUUGAUUGUUAAUGGCGCCAUCCUGUAGUGAUGAGGGCUGUGAUUUGAUUGUCUGUAAAAAUCAGAUGACUGCUCACUGCAAAACAGAUUCCUCUUGUGUGAGGUGUUCAUGUUUUUUAAGUAUCGCAUAAAAACUGCAUGUGGUGAAAGCAGACUUUUGAGUCGGUAUGUUGAAUACGAGAUGCGACACAGAAAUUCAAGAUUUGAUUUCAGACAGUAUCGUUUCCUAAAUGAAGGAUUCAUGCAGAAAGCAGGUGGAGCAGUCUAUCUUUUGAGCUGCAGUGAUGUGAGGGAUACCGUUCAGGAGUAGAGAUAAAAUUCUGCUUUCUUUGACUCACUUCAUGAUGACAAAGAAAAAAUGAAGAAGAUCAGAUAGAGAAUCAAAACUUUAAGUUACUGUAGUUAACAUACAGAGUUUUGUUACGCCUGGUAUGUAUUAUGUGCACAUAAAAACACAUCACAUUCACAUGGUUUGAUUUCAACUAUCUCCUCAGAUUGCAGAACGUAUUGCAGGAAGAAAAUGUCUUUUUUUUUUUUUUUUUUACAGUAUCAUGCAGCCUGACUGUUGAUAAACUAAUCCAUGCACUUUCUACUUAUCCUGUUCAGGGUUGCAGACAGCUGAUUGUCAUUUGAUGAGAGGUCACAGGGUUCUCCUAAACAACUCCUAAAAUGUCUUAUUUUUUAGAAGAGACAGAAAAAAAUCAGACCCAAAUCCACUGUAGUUUGUUAGUUUCACUGGCUAAAUCUGAUACAAAGUAAGAAGUUGACUUUAGACUGAGGUUUUGGUUGAUUUAGUGCCAGUUUGGUGUCAUUUUUUACAUCACAGAACUCCUGAAAACUUCCUGCAACUUUCGGAAAGAGCUUCAUCUAAGAACGCGAACAGAUAGUCACCAUUUUUACUCGAACCAUACCAAAUAUUUUUCUCGCCUGGCCCCUGAUAAAACAUCUUUGCAAAGCUGGGGGAAUUCCACCAUGUGAGAGCAGGCACGGGUGGUGACGGUUAUAUCAUGUGACAAUGAGAGAUGAUAAGCUGAUGGAGGGUGAUGGAGAUCUGUGGCUGCAGAGAUAUCUCCGCUCGCUUCAGCUCGCUGCAGUGCUGUGAGCGCAGCUGAAUAGAAAGAAUCUCUGUGACGCUGAUGUGUUUUUGCGUGGAGGGAGAUUGUGCAUUGAGUUUUUUUUCCCUCUAACAGCCAAACAGAGACUUGCGUCCUUACAUUGUCCUGUGAAAUAUUAGAUAACAUAUUGUUGGUAAGAUGGGGCUGGUGCAAAACCCGUAAGAGCUUUGUUACAGGAUACAGAAAAGCAUCCAAGAGUGAAAAUUCUCACCGGCCUGCUGCUUCAGCCUCCAUCAUGGUGUAAGAUCACACUCUUGUUUUCACAGAGUGAUUUUAAUGUCAUAUCCUGCCUCUAAAAACUUAUCUCCACACCCACCAGCCCUGUUGUCUAACUGAGGAAACUCCCCACUGUGAGAGACGUGUGUGAGAAAACAACUUUCUAGAAUAUUUAAGAAGUGCAUACGCCAGGGAGGCUUUAAAUGGAGACAAACAACCAGUUUUUAGAUGAUUUUUAUGAUGAGUUUUGCAGAAAUAUGAAAUGAGGUGGUUUCGGUCGUGUAUUUUUAUUGAAUUUAAGACUGCCUGAUUCUCUGCUCCGUGUCUGGCAGCAGUGUGCACCCAGAAAAGCCAUAAACUCCAACUGCAAGUCCCCUCUCUGCUAAAGUCAGAGCAAACUGUGCUGCUGUGCACUGAAACAAAUGCAGGGAGAGGUUUUACUUUCCCGCUCUAAAUUUUGUCCUAAGACUCUUGAAGUUAACUUUCUCUCUGUCCCAGUUUGCAGGAUUUUGCACGGUGUUAUUUUGAAUCGCGAAUCUGUUAUCUUAAAACGGUUUACAGAGUCUGCCUCAGGAGAUUCUCUUCUUUAGUGUGACCUUCAGCUACGACUUUUUGCUAUUUUAAUCCUUUAUUAUAAAUUUUAAUUUUGCAUUUCUAUUUUGUCUUUAAUUUUGUUUAUCCUUUAACUUCUCAUAGCAUGUGUUCAUCCAGGUCAGAGUCUGAUCCAAGUACAGAGCUGAAGUGGCCUGAAAUAAUCUCUAGUUUGUGGUCAUAUUUCAGAAUAUCUUGGUGUAUCUGUGCUGUUCAGGUGCUGGUGCAUUUGAGUUUUUGCGUGUUUUUUGCGUUGCUUUGUAGGCCAGUUUGUGGUUGUUGAAACCGUUGUUGAAAUAUUCUAACAACUGUUGGACGGAUUGUCAAAGUGGAUCUGCAGACUCUUUGUUUAGUCCUCCAACAGACCCCAAAAGGAAGCCUGUGAUAUACUGUAUGCAUACCAGCGUCCAGAGAUGCUGCUUUGGACCGAAACCAUCGCUCGGAGGGAUUUUGUUUGUACUUUUGUGUGUGUGUGUGCGUGUUCGUGUGUCUCUGCUUUAAAGUGAGGGCGCCAAAUAUUUUGUCUGAUGCCCUCUAAUGGAUCUGGACCCAAAAGAGGAGGAAUAAGGACAUUAAGGCGGACGUGCAAAGCUGCAGAGACAGAGCGAUGUUAGAAAGGCAGAGGAGCUCCAUUACAGCGAGAGCGUCAAAUAGAAUAACUAAUGUAGCAGCACACACACACAGACGUACAAACACGCACACGCACACACACAUAAAGUGCUGCUGGCUUUGCACUGUGAAGUAUGGAUUUGUAACACUGUGAUGUGCUCUCCCCCCCUCUCUGACUCUCUCUUUUACACACAAAAGAACACUCACACACACACACACACACACACACACACACACACACACACACACACACACACACACACACACACACACACACACACACACACACACACACACAAGAACUAACCAGCAGGUUGGUGGAGGUAGGAAAAGGGCAGAGGAGGGGGAAGACCCGCUCCUCUGAUCUCAGUCGAAUAGAUAAACUUAUUUAUCUGUUAUUAUUUAUCAGGUCAUCAGUUUGUUAUUCUUCAUUAAGGAAAUCCUGAAACUCUUUUUUUUUUUUGAAUGGACAAAGUGCAGAGGUAACACACAAAAGUAAAGCGAUAUUAAAACUCCUCAUCAUCCACACUCGACCUGUGCUGACUUUUUUAAAGCAGUGGGCGUCCACAGGGCAGAGCCUGCAGACCAGCGGCAGGUCCGAGGUCAGUGCUUUUAUCAAAGGUGACGGAGGAAGGACUUUUAACAUUUUAUCUCUUUUUGGAGUGAGGGAAAUCAAACAGGAGGAAAAUUCAAACAGUCAGACCAUAAAAGUAAUUUAAGCUCAUGUACAGUUCUGGAUUUGCAGCAUUUUUUCGGUCGUUUUGUCUUUUUUCUAUAUUUACAUCUUUUCCAUCUUUGCAUUUGUUUGCCACCUUUAUAUUUGCUGAUGAAUCUGCAGCAGAAUAAAGGUCCUUACACACCGGGACGGUUUUUGUCGUGCGAUUAUUUCAGACGUCAAUAUUUUUUUCUAACCCGUAUCCUGUCAAUACAAGCGUUCACAUCAGCGACGUUUUCCUCUUCUGCGAUAUCGCGGAAAUUUUUUUUUCGGAUCAUGGUCGAUUUUUCUAAAGUUUCGCGUACUUUAUGUCCACUUCUGACCAAUCAGAUUGCGUGUUGUUGCGACGUCUGAUUCACCGGUAUAUCCAACAUGGCUGAUUGGCUGAUUGUUUAUAAUUGUUUACACAAAUAUUACAAAGAUAACGACCUGAAGGACAACUUGUGGAGAGUCAUAGCGUCAGAUCUCUCGUAUGACGAUGUUUUGUGUGCUUUAACAGUUUGCUAAACGUCUUUGUUUAACUUUCAUCUGUGCUAACGUAAGCUAACGGUUGUUACCAUAGUUUCAUGUGCUUAUCUGGUACUGGCCCCGACUCAGUACAUGCUAUCAUGACAGACAGACAUCUCAACACUAGUGUCUAGUGUCUAGUCCUCUGUCUUCUUCAAACUUGGAGCUAGUUGUUUCAGCAGAACUUCAAAUUGUCUAACGGACAUCCGAAAAUAGGUUCUGAAGUGACCGUGGUACAGUUUCAGCUCCUGAACCAAGCAGUGAAACUCACCAAGUUCUCUUCUUUUUUGUAAUAUUGGAUGCACCCAUGUGCUACGUUUCUUUUUCUUUUGAGAAAGCAAAAGGUGUACCAAUUUGCCAUCACUUGAAGUUGAAGUAGACUCCAUUUUUGUCUUCUCGCUUCCACUUGGGAUGCUGUAGGACGGUAAGGGAAGGUCCCGCCCUCCUUCGCCUCUGAUUGGCUACAAGUGCUGACCGUUUGGCUUGAGCGUCUGAUGACGUUUCCAACUUUUCUAGCCAAUCAGAGGCGAAGGAGGCGGGACUUUCCCCGGGAAAAGUCUUCCCCAGGAUGCGUCUUUUCCCCCCCCAGAAAGUCGCAAAAUCGCACCGGGCUUGAUGUGUAUCGUCAGGCGCGUCAAAAUCCACCUCCAAAUAUUUUGUGGUUUAGCAUUCUCUAUUCGUGUUGGCCCUGGUGUGUAAGGACCUUUAAGUUGUUGCAGAUCAGUUUGUUACUUGACCUGUGGCUGUGGUGCAUAUUUGACAGUUGUGUUUCAUGCAACUUUUCUCGGCUGAAGAAUAUCAUAGUGGUUAAACCAACAAAAGACUUCCUCUAAGGGGAGGAAGAUAGGAAGAGGUAACAUUGAAAAUAUUACAGUUAAAGAAACUAUUUCUCUUUGUUUUUUUUAACACAGCUUUUGCCAAUUAGACGACAUAAUUUUAGAUGUUAUAAUAAGAAGCAGAGCCGCAGUCUUUUUUGUCCUGUGGUUCAGACUAAAUUGGCUCUUUUGGGGAUAUAGUGACCAAAAAUUACUCGACUUAAACCCCAAAACCUCAGUGUGAUCCUGCACCAGCUCCCUGGAGACUCCUGCAGUUGAUGUCAGCAGCACUUUUAGGGAUUAUGGAUGUCAAAACAGUCAAGGACAUCCUAAGAAGAGCACACAAAGAGCCCAAAACUCAACAUAGGAGUUAAAAGAAAAAUAUCAAAGACAAACGUGUCAAAGCAAACAAGCUCUUAAUUAACGAUGGCCACACUUACAAGUCUGCAAUCAGCCAAAUAAUUCAGUUUCACUCAUUUGUUUCCUCUUAAGAACCACUUUGAACACACAAUCAUUGUUUUUUUUUUUGCACCUGACAGUCCUCUGCAGUGUUGAAUCAACCCCUCGCUGUGCAAACUGAUUUAAAGCUCCACUUAGAAUAAUGUUUUGACUGUCUAACUUUUCCAGAGCGAGUGAUUCAGUGCAGUGAAGUUUGUUUUCUACUACUUGACCUCUUUUCAAUGCCGUUUGUGUUCCUCCCACUCUUGGCUGUUUUGGAGCUUUAAUUAAUGUUUGCUUGUUGUCGUCUGAAGGUUGGAUGUGUCUUGACCAUCAGACUUCGUUGCAAGAUUCCUUGUUUUCUUGAGUUGCAAAAUAAGCUCUUUUAAAUUAUUAUAUAGUUGCUUUAAUGCUUUACACAUACAUUUUGACUUUUAUGCUUGUUUGGUUUGAAAUAAUGAGUUUGUAAUAAUAAUGUUGCUGUAGCAGAGUAUGUCAUCAUUUAUUUAUGUUCUGAAACACAAUGUCUCCAAUGUUUCCCCAACUGGACACACAAAAACCCACACCAGGUUGAUCAUUAGGAUGCUGCUGCGGGCAACAAGACCUGUGGGUUUAACGUGGACUCACUCGUGUCUUUACUUCCAACAGCGGCCCCACUGGGGCUUGUUUGCUGGAAAACAGCAAGACCUGCUUCCUGUCCCAAAAGACCGUUUUGGUUUUCUUCGAUUUUUCUAGUCGUCGUUGAAGAAAUAAAUCAUGGAUAUUUUGCUUUAGGCAUCGAGGUAAAAGAGGUGGGUCAACAAAAUAUUCACCUAAUCCUUCCCUGGGGAGGAGAUUAGGAAGUUUAAAUAUGUUACAACACAUAUCAAAUCUAAGAGAAAACGAGGUUUAGGACCAUGAGAAUUUUAACAAGGGCUCCUGGUGGCUGUUACCAACAACUUCAAUGAUCUCUUUUAAAAUGUGUAGUUUUUCCACACCUGAGGAGAAAAGAGCCUAAAAUUUAGACAGCAAAGAUGCAUAUACAGUUUUUUAAAUUAUUACUCAUGCCAAUUUUGACUAAAAUCACUAUUUCUAACACAAAAAAAAGAACAGUUGUGCCCUCCCGAUUCGUCCCGUAUUUAUAACCAGCAGCCCUCCUGGAUUCAUGACCAUAAAAGGAUUUUCCAACUGCAAUAUUUCAACACCGCCCUUAUCUACCUACAAAGGCAUUUCUUUUUCUAUGGUUAACCUCUCCUUUCUCAAACUUUGAUCAUCUGCAUCCGAGAAAAGUAAAAACACAACUGAGCCGUUUAUGUUGUUAGCUGAAUGUGUACUACAGAGGCUGUGUCUGCAAUCGGCUCACCUGUAAAGGUCCAGAGGUGAGACAGAUGUCACAGCUCUCUGGAGAGAUGCCUGAUGAACACUUGUUGAAUCUAUUGCUCCUUUCACUUCAUUGCUGCCAAUGCUGGCCGCAGCCUCUACGUAUCCUUGUUUCUUUAGUGCAUAUGUGUUGUGACGAUGACUUCAGGCGGCUUUGAGGAUUUGUCGGGUUUAAACUUGAGGACUUUUUUUCCUCUCUUCUCCUCUGAACCUGUGAAAAAACACCCCCAGUUGAAAUGAUAACAAUUAGGGCCCGACCGAUAUGGAUUUCUUGGGGCCGAUGCCGAUUACACCAAUUAUUAGGGGGGGGAAAAAAUCUGAUUACCGAUUUAUUGGCCGAUUUUUAAUUUUUUUUACGGAGUUUUAAAAUUUUGUUAAUUUAAGUAAUAUAUUUACAUAUUUACUUAUUUUUUUGACAAAUGGCUGCUUUUGAGCCUUCAAACACUUCUCAGAAGUAUUAACCUAAGAAAUGUGCCACGUAUUUAUCAUGAAUCAAACUAGGACCAGAAAAGCGUUUUCAACCCCCGACCGCCCACUCAUUUCCGGUCCGGUCUCAUCUGGAGACAUGCAGCUGCCUCAGUAAGAGAAGUAGCUUGAUGACGUAAUGUGUACUGUUGUUUAUUCUACCGUUACUGGCACGGCUAACAGUGUAGCAAGGCUAAUAGCAGGUGGCUAACUCUAACUUUAGCUUGCAUAUUACAUGGUGCUUCACCGUUAACUCGGCGUGACUGAGACCAGCUCAGUGGGGACCAUCGUGAAGUGGGUUGAACUGAAACUUGUUGACUUAUUGUUUAUUUCACAAACUGGUUUAUUUACCGUUGAGGUGGACCACUCUCCUCUGUGCGUCCCUGAGCUGCCUGCUUCAGAUCCGUCACUCUGCUGUGCUGUGAGGUAAUUAGUGGAUGAAGAUUGUUAUGAGGUCGCUGCGCCAUCUACAGGAUAAGUCGGGGAACUUUUCAAAUGGCGGAACAUUUUUGAAGCGAAACCGAAUCUUAUUCUCCGCAUUUUAUUUCUGAAAAUAUCUGUGAAAAUCGGUUUUGGCCGAUUACCGAUUAGUCUCAAACGGGCUAAAAUUGGCUGAUUUAAUUGCCUCACUGAUAAAUUGGUCAGGCCCUAAUAACAAUAUGAAAAGUAAUAAUUAGAAUAAGAAAAAUAAACAGUUAACACAGACUCGAUUUAGACCAGAAACAACAGCCUCAGAUUCCUCGACAUCUGAUCCUAAAAUGCAGUCAAGUCACUUUUUUUUUUUUCCUCAGGAUUUUAAAUCAAACAGUACUUUUUUUUUUGGGAUUUCUUUGAAUGCAUCUCAUUGUUCUUCAGUGUCUAAUUCCAACUCUGACUCUGAGAGCAUGUCCCGCUGUAUUAUUCAGACUCUUCCACCAAUUCUAUGUAAAUUAGGACAGAAACAUGUGAAUGAGUGCAGCUGUAUAAUUAAACCUAAAGUCUGUGUGAGAUGAAUAUUUCAGCACGGUGUGUGUUCAUUGUGAGGGCUUAUGCACGGCUUGUUAGAGUGGUAUAAAUGUUGCAGCAGCGUGCAGCUCCGUCUUGUUUUCUGCUGUGUAUCUGAGCUGAUGGUGAUGAAACCAGCCGUAAUGUGCGUCUCAUCUGCCUCUGUUGUAUAUUUCAUAGAAAGAUCAAAGCUUUCUCCUCUGUGUUUGCAGGGGUGUGUCCUCCAGAAAGAGUCUUUUUUUGUCAUUUUAUUUUUGGAAAGACCCAGAAAAAUGUUAGAAAUGAACGACAUGUUACAGAUGAUAAAGAGAGUACUGAUUUAGAAAUGUUAUAUGAUGUUAAAACUUUGCUAAAAUCAAUAAUUCAACUUUUAACUUUAUGCAACUUUGGAGCAGAAAUGGCUCUCCUGUACAUUUGUAUUUCCAGAGAAUCUGACACCAUUUCUUUUAUAACUUUCUUAUCCUUUAUAUCUGUACAGCCUAAUAAGAUUAACCAGAGAAAACUGAACUUUGUUUGUUGUGCUGACAGGAUUGAAAUGUUACAUCAAACUAAAACAUUACAAUUUGUAUGGCUUCAGUUUAACACAACCUUAUCUUGAUUAACUUCAAUUAAAUUCUAAAAUUCAUCCUGACUCAAACACUUGCAGAUUCCCAAACAAAAGAACCCUGGAUUGCUGCUGUUGUCAACUUAAAUUGUCUGUUUGAACUUUUGCAGUCCAACCAAUGAAAUAUCAGUAAGAAAAACAGUGAGGACAAUUAAUCCCCUUCUGUAAACAGAUAUCUGUGCGAAAGGUCACCUAAGAACCUUUUCUGGAUCAAACAUUUACACUGAGACGCUAACCAGACUGAUGCUGAGUCACUGAAGACAAUCAAAGCUUAGAUGUCCUGACUUCCCUGACUGCAUCUCAAAUGAUCGAUCUCACAUGACGAAGACUUUUGACAAUUCUGCAUCAUGAUGUUGUUGUUUCAGCAAACUGAAGAAAAUCACAAGAACAUCAGUUUUUGUUUCUGGGUCAUUUAACUAAAGUUAGCCAGAAUGAACUCUUGGUGUAGUUGACCAUUUACAAUGAAGCUGAGACUCUCUAGAAACGGAUAAACUGGUGCAGAUAAGGACUUGUAAAUGGCAAGAUCAUCAGGGAAAAAUUGGUUUCUGCUUCAGGUCUAUCAGCUGAAGUGAGUCUUUAUACUUCUUUUAUCUUUGUCCUGCACAGUAUGUUAUUACUGAGGUACUUUUUAGGGCUGUAGUGUCUGGUUGGGGGUGUUUUGUAUCGCUGCCUGUUUACUCACUAUUUACAGUGGAACAGAAACUCUCCAUCGUGAUGAUGUCUAGGUAAACAUAAACCUUAUGGUAAACCCCAGAAGUAAGCCAGAGUGAAGCUUUUGUAUGGUAUUUAGUUUACUGUGAAACUCAGACCCAUCAGAAAAAGAUGUAUGGGUGUUUUUCUGAGGGCCGAGAAAUAAUUUUGCUUCACUUUUGGUCUGAACACUUAGUCAGAGAGGAAUACUGUAUUUUUCGCACUAUAAGGCGCACCUGAUUAUAAGGCGCACCAAUGAACGCGUCUAUUCGCGUCUAUUUUCAUACAUAAGGCGCACUGGAUUAUAAAGCGCAUUAAGCCAAACAAAACAGUCAGAUAAGUCAAACUUUAUUUAACUCAUUCAAUAACUGAGCGAGGCUACGGUAGCCAUCAGGCUGUGCGGCUUUGUAGCUUACCAAAGUCGUAAUGAAACAUUUUGACAGAUUUUUGAGCGCUGUGUACCACAUAAAAUCGGUUCAAGGUCAGUAAGCACAACCAGAAUUCAUACAUAAGGCGCACCGAGGAUUUUUGAAAAAAAUUAAAGGAUUUUAAGCGCGCCUUAUAGUGCGAAAAAUACAGUACAUUGUGUUUUUUUCAGUAACAGGAUCGUACUGCUCAGUGAUAUUCACACUUUUGGUUUUCUUACCACUGUAUCACCGAAUGGCUGAUCUUUAAACAUCGAAGUGUAGCUGCAGUUCUUCAUGUAUAUCAUUGUUAGAGAACAGAGGCAGGAUCCACAUACAUGAUUCAAACACUGCAGAUACAUUACAUACAUGUUUAAACACUGAAUCACUCCACUCAGCGCUGCUCUCUGUUCCAGAGGAUGAUCGUCAGGGGAGCUGUGUGAGUGUGUGAACCACAUGUUUAUGACUGUUAGCCUGACAGAUACUUCACCACUGUACAUAUAAUAAAAUCUGUAUGUGGCUCUUAAUGCACACCUCUAAUGUUACAAUAUUUGGUACAGACGUAUGUUUGUAUUCGCUGGAGCAUACAUGCAUAUACUGUAUAUGCAGUUUACACAUACAGCUAAGAUAAGAGCUUAUAAGAACAGAACAGUGCAUCCUUAGAUUAUCCUUGGCCACACUGUGUAACAAAGAAGUACUCUGACAUGAGAAGAAGGAAGUAUGAUGUUGACGAAAGCUCAAACCUGUGAGGAAAGAAACUAAUGUACAUUUUCAGGCUGAAAAAUGGGAGUGCCCCAGACACUCUGUCUCCUUUUGACGAUUUAAGCUGGUGUUGUUUUACCAGUGACACAUUUCCUCCCUAAUCUCCACCAAACAGCUUUUCUAUCCUACUUUGUUUUAGCCAUGUCUGUAGAAAUCAGGGAUUGAGCAUUAGCUCUUCUUUUCCCAGCACUCUGUAAAUGUUAGUGAACCCAGGAGACCAGUUUCUGGAGUAUGAAAGUGAAAUGUUGUCUCGUUCUUGCCUGAUAGAGGAUUUCAGCUGCUCUACAGUUCUGGGUGUCCUCUGUCCUGUUCUGGAGGACAGGCUCGAUGCUCCAUUGGACUGGGAGCUGAGAUCAAGCCGGGCAAUCCCUCUACUCUUAGAAAGAAGACGAUGCUGCGCUCAUGAUUUCCAGAAAGAAUGACAUAUUUCAAUUGAUAUGUUGUCUUUCUCUAUUUUCAAUCAUAUUUAGGCUUUAAAUGAUCUAAAAAACCACAAAUAUCUGUUUUAUUAAUGUGCUCUGAAAUUCUUACAUGAGGAGUCCUCAUAACAGGUGUUUCUGUACGAGCGAGAGAUGAUUGAGCUUGAAGGUGCUCUGAAGUGUCAGGUGUGAAUGCCUCCCUCGGUUUUCCAUCUGUCUUUCUUUUGACUUUCUGUCCAUGACCUUUGACAUCUUUCUCGCUCUCAUGGGUGCUGUGGGUGGUUGUGAUCUGGCAUUUGUAGAUGAUUGCUGCCGUGUGUUUUUUCAGGUGUUCAUUUAGUCUCCUGUCCACUCUGAACUGUAUAAACCUCUGACUUAAUUUAAAAACACAGAGCAUGUUUCUAUAAAUAAAUUUAGUUUGAUUUUCACACUAAAAGACCUUGAAUCUAAACAACCUGUUGCUGCAGAAACAUAAGCAAAAAUUUUCCUCAAAUUUUAGAAGUUAAAAGUCAUGUUGAUCUGCAUCAGAAAUACAGGACAGGAAUUGGUGUUUAUGCUUAAUUUUAAAUGCAUCUUAAUGCCGUUAUAAUCUGCACAACCUUAAGGUUAUGUAAGCUCUUUUAGUUAUGCAUCAGCCACUCUAAUUAUUUAUUGGGUCUGUACCCUGCUGCUUGUAAGUUUGAUCAUGUAUGGCCUCAUAUGUAUAAUAAUUAAAUCAAGGUCAUGCAGUGCAAGAAAGUGUCAGAAGCCAUAAGCAUAAAUUGUAUUUAACAACAUAAAUUAAUCCUUCAUCUGAUAACGACUUGUUAUUUCAUUUCUCGUUUUCAAAUCAAAAAACUGAAAACAAAUAAUGGCCUAUUUUUCGCUGUUUUGAUUUUGUUUUGAAAUUAAUAAUAGAAUAUGAGAGAAUGGAAUUAUCAUGGGAUUUUUGUUCUAUUCGUUUUUGGUUUGUAUCAUUUUCGAUGUGUUGUGACCCCGGAGUUGUUGACUUUUUUUCUCCUACCUCGUAUAUUGAACUGACCACAGCCCUCUCCAGUUCAGCAUCAGUAACAUGACGUUUCCGCCUGAGGUUGUGUUGGAUGCAGAAACGUCUGACACUCAUUGCAGAGCAUCUCCGGACACCCAUCUCCUGCAACGUGUCCGGAAUGUCUGUGUGGGUCUUACCAGCUUCGAACAACUGCUUAAUAACAUCGGCGUAUUGUUCUAGUACGGCCAUAGUGGUCUAUUUAUAUCGCCUUCUCUAUCUCUGUGAACAGGUUUCAAGAUCUGCACGGUUAAAGACUGGCCUCCCUGAGAAAAAAAGUCAACAACUCCCGGGUCACAACACAUAAAAAAUUAUACAAACCAAAAACGAAUAGAACAAAAAUCCCAUGAUAAUUCCAUUCUCUCUUAUUCUAUUUUUGAUUUGAAAACGAGAAAUGAAAUAACAGGUCGUUAUCAGUUUUCCGAUUUUGGAUUCUAAAACAGAUAUGGAAUGAACGAAUGAUACACUGAUACAGCCACCCUACCUUAAAGCUUGAUUUUCUUCUGAUAUUGUAUCACUGAAAGAAGGCAGAACAGAAGUGCAAUGCGAUGAUGUGAAAGAUGAAAGUCUGUCUUUUUUGCUCUCACUUUCUCGUUUGAGAUGCUGUUAAAAAGGAUUAUAAAAAUAAGACAAAUCUCCUGCUGCUAGGUAGCAGCUGCCUCCUGCUGCUCUUGCUGUUUUAUCUCAUAUCUCAUGUAAAUAACUGCGUCAACAGAGGGCAUUAAAUGUUAGAGCUGUAUUUGGCUCAAGGAAUGUAUUUGUUUGGAAAGCAGCUGUUAUAAUCUUUAUUUUGGAUUCAUUUAAACUGGUGUCAUUCAGCUUUUCUUGUGGUCAGUUUGCAGCCGCUCGUGUGUCGUCAUCUGAGUUUACAGCACCUCCAAAGACAUAAACAAACUCCCUGACCCAAAAGCCCAAAGUUUCUGCUUCCUGUUGCAAAAAGAAUGAUUGCUUUAUAGCAAAAGUAGUUUUCUUUUUAUCUCAAAAUGCAUAAGGCAACAGUCUCCUGCAGUUUUAAGCAGGACGUCUGCUUCCACUGAAUUAGAAGUUGAAAUAUCAGAAAUUCAGUUAUUGAUGUUUUUUGGGAAAAAACCUACAAAAAAAAAAAAAAAAAAAACACUCUACAUUUCGUUUCCAGUAUCACAAAAAGCAAAAGGGCAUAAAGAAGUUGUUUUUUAUCCUUCGGUUUCUCUUUCAUCCCUCUUAACUUAAUUUCAGUGGGAAUAUCAACUUGAAUUUCACUCCAGUGCAGCAGGGUAAACCUAUCAAAGAUUAAAUAUGGAAAUCAGUUGCAUAAAGCCCCGAACAAUUUCAUAGAUUUUUCAUCAGUGCAUCAAAAAAUAUGAGCAAAAAUCCCGUUCAGAGGUUAGAAAUGAUUGGAGUUCUACUUUAAUGAUUAAAAAAUGAGCCUCCCGUAUUCCCGCUGCUCUCCUUCCUGCUUUUUCCUGGUUCUUCUGCAGAGUUUGUUUCUUCCUGAGUGUUAUCAGAGCUGGCCAGUGUCUCUGCUAAAGGAGUCUGAGUAUCAGCAGAGGAACUGUGUUGACUCAGCAUGUUGUAAAAAAAAAAAAAAAAAAAACAAUCGGCUGUAUAUUUAAACCGUGGCCUGAAUGGGGCUCACAGCGCAGAUCGGUUGGAGGGGAUGCAUUAAUUUUAGAAUAUGCAUGAAGCUUUGAAGUGGAGACAGAAAUAAACGCACACACCAAUAUGUUUGAUUAACUCUCUGUACGGGGACGGUUUGAGGAUUCAAUUUCAGCCAAAGAUGCUUUAUUGCAUUAGUCUAACAUCACUCCUGUUUAAAGUGAUAAACCAACAUAACUUAUAUCUCUUACAUAACCCUGAGACGGAGACAACUUCAGCGCUGAGACAUUUGAAGAUUCCUCAAAGAAAUGACACCAAAGUGAGCAAAAAUAACAAUGUGCUCUGUGUUUUUCUGUUGUAGAUGACACCAUCCAACCCCCUCUGAAACAUGCUGAUAAAAUAAGAGUAUCUCAGAAAUGGAAAAAUGUACAGACUUAAAAACAGAUUUCUCUCUUUCUGCAGCCACAGAUAAUUUUUUACAAAGGUUUACUUUUUAUUUCGCAAAAUUUAAAGAAAUAAGUUGAAUUCCUCUAGUGUUUAUGUCCUUGUUUCAGUUCUUUCUUAGGGAUUAUUAGGAUUUCUACAUGAUAUAGAACUUCAUGCUGGUUUUGCAGAUUUUAGGACAAAAGGUGCUUAGAAAUUAUGAAAGAAAUGCAGAGAAGAAACACCUUUUUAAACACUAACAAUAACCCUUUUCAGACAUGCACACACUUCUUGAAAACUCCCCAAUCAUUGACAAUAACGUAGCAGUGAAUUUAUAAAAAGACACGUGCAGCAGGGGUUUGAAGAGAAACAUAACUAAACACAAACAUCAGUUGAUUUAAUCUGAACUUUCCAGAGAGCAUAUGCAAAAGCAGCAACACGCCUCUUUACUUCCUGAAAUAUUUUUAAGAGUUUCCCUUAAAAAUAACAGGACAAAAAUUUCUUUUUGGAGCCUCUGAUCCUGACAUUUUCUGGAGUUGCUUUUUACACACAUCCCUCACAGCAUCAGGUUGGUGGUUAGGGAAUAAAUCUCAGGAGGUCAGACAUGACAUUAAAAGUCAGUCUGUUUAACUGGAUGGUAAAACUUUUUAAAAAGUCACAUGUACUAUUACUGAAAGAGACCAUGCAUCACUUUACUCUAAGAGCGUUGGCUUAAUCUUGGUGAUAAUAUUCACCAAGUUAAAUGUCAGGUUUCACCCGUUGUAAAGUAUUUUUACACUGUGUCAUAAAAAAUGAAGCAUUUGAGCUCUUUUACCGCUUGCAUUUUAUCACAGACGGCAGAUCGAUCAAAUCAUUCAGUCUUUUUCUGCUGAGGUGAAAAUGAGAGCUGUCUGAGGGGAGGGGCCUCACCCAUGCUCUGCUGUUCAGGACGAAAGGAUUUCAACGUAUGGACAUAAUGAGAGCAACACAGCAGGGAGCACAAUAUCAUUCAGUCUUGAUUAUUAUAGCUUUAGAAACCAGGAGGCAAGAAGUGUAAUCAGAAUGAAAAUCCAAUUAAUCAUCCAGCUUUAACCCCACUUCAUGCAGAAAAUGAACCGAAAAGCUGUCAGAAAAAAAAAAAAUCUGGCUAAGUUUGAGAUGAACAUUUUGGCUGUUUGCACUCUUACAUGCCGCUCAAGCUGAACAUUUUUAAAAGUUUUCCGGAGUUUUUGCAUCAGUGAAUUCAUCUUAUGAUUCUGAAGGUCCUUUCACACUGGGACCAUUUUGUCGUGCGAUUAUUUCGGACAUCAAUAUUUUUUUUUUAACCUGUAUCCUGUCAAUAUAAGCGUUCACAUCAGCGACUUUUUCCCGUCCUGCGAUAUUGCAGCAUUUACUAUUUCAGAUCAUGGUCGAUUUUUUAAAGUUUUGCAUACUGUGUGUCUACUUCUGACCAAUCAGAUUUCGUGUUGUUGCGACGUCAGAUUCACCGGUAUAUCCAACAUGGCCGACCGGCUGAUUGUUUACGUGUCGGAGAACAGAGUGCUUUUUGAUAAAAACACAAGUAUUGCAAAGAUAACAACCUGAAGGACAACUUGUGGUUUGUGUGCUGUAACAGUUUGCUAAAUGUCUUUGUUUUGACUUUCAUCUGUGCUAACGUAAACUAACGGUUGUUACCAUAGUUUCAUUUACUGGCCCCAACUCAGUACAUGCCAUUAUGACAGAAAGCCAUCUCAACACUAGUGUUUAAUGUCUAGUCCUCGGCCUCUUGGAGCUAGUUGUUUCAGCAGAACCUCAAAUUGUCCAACGGACAUCCGAAAAUAAGUUCUGAAGCGACCGUGAUACAGUUUCAGCUCCUGAACCAAGCAGUGAAACUCACCAAGUUCUCUUCUUUUAUGUAAUAUUGGAUGCACCCAUGUGCUACGUUUCUUUUUCUUUUGAGAAAGCAAAAAAGUACCAAUUCACCAUCACUUGAAGUUGAAGUAGACUCCAUUUUUGUCUUCUCGCUUCUGCCCGGGACGCUGUAGGUUGUUAAGGGAAGGUCCUGUCCUUCUUCGCCUCUGAUUGGCUAUAAGUGCUGACCGUUUGGCUUGAGCGUGUGAUGACGUUUCCAGCUUUUCUAGCCAAUCAGAGGCAAAGGAGUCUUUUUCCCCCCGGAAAGUCGCAAAAUCGCAUUAGGCUUGAUGUGUAUAGUCAGACGCGUCAAAAUUUGCCUCUGAACAUUUCGUUAUUUUGCAUUCUGUAUUCGCGUCGGCCCCGGUGUGUAAGGACCUUGAGUCAUACAGGACAUGUUAAUGUAUUAGUUAGCUGUUAACGUUGUUUUCUUCUCCAUUCAAAGGCAGACCUGACAAAGCUUAAUUUUUGACUUACAUUAAUUGUAAUUGUAUUUCACCUAAAUUUAGAUCAGUUAAUGACAAGGAUAUGAGUUUGUUUGUCAGGUUCAGACCUCUAAAGUAAGCCUUAUUGAAGAAUAAUCCAUAUUCUGAGUGAUGUGACUAUUUACAGUGAAACUGAGACUACAAAUGGAUGAACUGGGGCAAUUCUAACAAUGCAGUUAACCAAAGAAUUAUAUUUUGAUUAUUAUGGUCCCUUCUAAAAUAAAUACGGUGGACAGGGAAGUCUUGGCUGAAAGUUUUUCUGUUAACUUUUUGUCAAUGGCCUAAAAUUAGCCAUCGUUCUCAGAGGUGUGUGUAUCAGUGUUAGACAGUAGCUGGUGGUUCGACGCUAAAGUUUCUCUGAAACAUGUAGCCACCUUGAAAAAGUGAACAGUUGGGUCAGUUCACAGGCUCUCUAGGCAAUUAUCUGCAGAGCAAACCGGACACAAACUUACCCACAGAUUUCACUUUGGCCCUUCUAACAGCUGCUGUGGUCCAAACCCUUCAACAGCACCGCUAACAAGCUGCUGUCUGCACUCAACUCUCUAACUACACCACCAGCUUGUUUGCUUUGUCUCCGGUUCCCUCGGCCCGCCAGCUGCUGUCAAUCAAACACACACACCGACACGCCGGCGCCUCAUGGGGAAUACACUGUGGGCUCAGAUCCUACAGGUGGAUACAGGAGGGAGACGGUGCUUUUUUAAUGCUAUAUGAACAUCAGGAGCAGAGCUUUAUGGUGGGCAAUGAGGAAUAAACUCAGCGCUCAGGCAAUUCUUUGUUGAUUUUUAGGACUUAAUACAAAACUUUUAAUGUUUAUAGUGACCUUAAGGCUGAAAAAAGAGUUUACUUUCUGAGAUGAAAUAAAAAUAAUCUCACUUAUCAAUUUAACCAACACAGAAUGGGAAUUAUUAAAUGUAAAAGCCCAGUGAAUUGUAUUGAUGAAUGCUUCUAAAAAGGGAGAAAAAUGUCAGAAAAAAUCAGUCUUGACCUUGGCAUGAAAGAGACCACACUUCAAUUUUUUAACUCUGCUAAGAGCUUGGACUUAAUUUUGGUGAGAAUACACAGGCUGCAGAUUCAGCAUUUCAUCCAGACUUUUCAGGCCUGCAUCUUUUUAACCUCUUAUUAGGAAAAAAGGUCCUUACACACUGGGGCCGACGCGAAUAUAGAAUGCGAACGGGAAAGUCCCACCUCCUUCACCUCUGAUUGGCUACAAAAGCUGGAAACGUCAUCAUACGCUCAAGCCAAACGGUCAGCACUUAUAGCCAAUCAGAGGCGAUAAGAUAAGCACAUGAAACUAUGGUAACAACUGUUAACUUACGUUAGCACAGAUGGAAGUUAAAACAAAGACGUUAAGCAAACUGUUAAAGCACACAAACCAUCAUCAUAUGAGAAAUCCGACGCUAUGUUGUCCUUCAGGUCAUUAUCUUUGUAAUAUUUGUGUCUUUUAUCAAAAAGCACUCUGUUCUCUGACGUGUAAAUAAUCAGCUGGUCGGCCAUGUUGGAUAUACCAGUGAAUUAGACGUCGCAACAACACGCAAUCUGAUUGGUCAGAAGUGGACACACAGUAUGCGAAACUUUAGGAAAAUCAACCGUGAUCCGAAAAAAUAAAUGCUGCAAUAUCGCAGGACGGGGAAAACAUUGCUGAUGUGAACACUUGUAUUGACAGGAUAUGGGUUCGAAAAAAAAAUUUGACGUCCAAAAUAAUCGCACGAAAAAACGGCCCCGGUGUGUAAGGACCUUUAGGAUUAUAUUUCAUUAUUACAGAUAAUAUAUGAACAGACCAAUGUCACUGUUUUGUCUGGUAAAUGUUAGCCUGUUUACGCUGGAGAUCAGAGAUUCUUGUUUUUUCUUGGAUUUUGACAGACACUUGAAAAAGUGUGAAAGAGCUCUUUUUAAUUUAAAUCAAUGGCUGGAUAUUAAAUGAUUGCAUAUAUGGCCAUUCUGGGCUACCAUAGCUCAGUAUGUAUGUUGACGAUUACUGCCUCUAUAGUAGAAAUUUUAUCCUUUGUCUGACUAUCUCUCUGUCUCUCUGUCUCUUCUCUCAGGGUCAUCGGUCAACCAAUCAGCUGACUUGUUCGCCAACAUUUCCUGUAAUGUUUCCACCAAUGACUCCUCCUGCCCUACAGUGGAUGAUGGUGCCAGUGCAGGAAGUCCAUAUAAGGCUCUGGAGAUGUUUUUCAUUGCCUUGGUAACAGGGUCUCUGAGCUUUGUGACUGUGACAGGAAACAUUUUGGUCAUGCUGUCAAUCAAAGUGAACCGCCACCUUCAGACUGUUAACAACUACUUCCUGUUUUCGUUAGCAUGCGCGGAUUUGAUUAUCGGUGUGUUCAGCAUGAACCUGUACACCGUCUACAUCAUCGUGGGAUACUGGCCCCUUGGCCCUGUGGUCUGCGACCUAUGGCUCGCUCUAGACUACGUGGUCUCAAAUGCCUCGGUGAUGAACUUAUUGAUCAUCAGUUUCGACCGAUAUUUCUGCGUCACCAAACCGCUAACGUACCCAACGAGGAGGACAACAAAGAUGGCGGGUUUGAUGAUCGCAGCAGCGUGGAUCCUGUCCUUCAUCCUGUGGGCGCCCGCCAUCUUGUUCUGGCAGUUCAUUGUUGGGGAGAGGACAGUGCCCCCUGGAGAGUGUUACAUUCAGGUACAGUAGGGAAAAAUCUGCUUCGUCAUACAGAAAUACUUGAUACCACCAAACUGGUGAUCACUCAGCAGGCAAUAUUCUAAAAAAAUGUUAUUUUCGAAAUUAUGUUGAGGAGUUUUGACCAUCGGGGCCACCAUAAAGAGGCCUUUAUUCUAUCCUUAUGUCUUUUAAAACUCUGGGAAUCUCUCAAAACCUUUUUUGACCAUGACUUUUCCAUUUUUCCAAGUUUUAACCCAGUUUUUCUUGAUGAAACUAAUGCUGACUUUUUAUUCUUUUGUCUUUUUCUUACCUUUUGUUUUUGUCUCAGCACGAGAUCUCCUGAUGUCAUAGUAGAGAUUUCUUUAAAUUCAGAACAAAUUGGUCUAUUAGAUUUAAAAAAUUACAUAAUUAACCACAGCAUCCAUUCUAAUGAAGACUCUAUCAUAGCAAAAUAGGAUUUAACCAUAUUUUCAACUGGUAAUCACAUAAAAAAUACUUCAAAGCUACUGUAUGAAGCCUGAAAAUGAGCAGAAGACUCCCUCAGUGGAGCAGCAGUGGGUAAAAGAUGCUUCACUGAAGAGAGGAGAAAGGUUGUCACUGUAAAUGUAGUAGCCAACAGUGCAGAGUGUCUUGUCUUUGUUAAAUCACUCGGCCUCUAAACACACAGUGGAACAUGAUGCUGUUGCAGGGUUCAGUGUAAAAGUACAAAGGUACGAUGAUGGUGGAGCUUUGUUAGAGUGUGUUUGUCAGAUCUCAGUGUACAAAGCUCCACACAGAGCAACAGAGAAGGCCUGGACCUCAUUUUCAUCAUCCUGGUGCGUCUUCUCUUGUUAAAUGUAGACCUACUGAAAAGGAACUGAGGAUUUUCUCUUCAUGUCUGAAUUUUGAUUUUUUUUCUUACUUAAAUCUCAAAGGUCAAAGUUUCAUUUCAGAAUUUUGACUUUCUUUAGAUCCAUGAAUUCAGACUUAACUCUAAUAAUUCCAGUUUUAAUCUCAGAUAAUGACUUUAAUCUCAAAAUUCCAAGAUUAAAACCAGAAUUCUAACCUUAAUCUUGCUAUCCAGACAAAAAGUAAGAAUUCUUGCUUUAAACUCAGAAUUCUGAAGGAAAAGUCAGGAUUUAAAAAAAAAUACCAGACCUCAAUUCCUGUUCUGCAAGACCUGUGUGUGUUGAUCCCUUUUUGUUUCUGGGAAUGGCUCCUUCAGUUAACAUACUUUUGACUUGAUAUCCACUGAUGGGUGUUAUCUGUUUCUGAACGAUUUGCAAAAGUAGCUGAGAUUUUGGUCUGUAUAGAUUAGAGCUAAUACUACAACUCAACCCCCAGGAGGGGCAGAGGCACUCUGUUGGCAACUUGAUGAAAUGAAGCAGACACUGUUUUAUCAUUUUUAUAAUUUUGACAGGAUCCAAUUAGACUAAAACCAAUCUUCCUUAUUAUCUCUCCAGGAUAAUGUAACUGCAUAUAAAGUUAUCUAUAAUUCCCUAUAUCUGUUUGACUGUAGUUAACUCCUGGGGCUCUCUUUUCGUGCCGGUGGUGUAGGCGCACAAGGUGUGCCCAAGCAGGUUUUGAUAUUUUGGUAAGCGGCGCAGCCCGGCAUAAGUAUCCCCCCUCCCUAACUUAGCUCCUCCCAGCGGCGUAAGUAGUAGAGAGGGAGGGGAUAAGGCAUGGAGUGGGUUUAGCACAGCUGAGACCUGUUUUCGCCAAUCAUAUCAACUCCUCUCCUCACCUUUAAAUCCGCCACCGGCAAGGCGUAUUACAAUUUUCGUGAAGUAGUCAAAGAGAUUAAGAGAUGUCUGAAGACAGCAAUGCCUAAAGAUGUCGACAGAAGGCAGCCCCUCAACAAGUGUCGCUGUAAGUGCUGCAGAGGGCUUCCUCCACACUGUCUCAUAUAAGCACUGAGGGAUUUGAUGUGUGUAAUGUUGGACCCACUAGUAAGACCACCCUCCGCCACACUGCCGGCGGGCAUGAAAAUAGAGUCCCUGGUGUCUGUAGUAAACUCCUAUGGUCUAUAGAUAACUCCUGGUGUCUUUAGUUGACUCCUUGUGUCUCUAGUUAAUUACUGGUGACUGUAGAUGAGUUCAGGGGUCUGUAGCUGACUUUUAAUGUCUGUAGUUCACUCCUGGUGUCUUUAGAUAACUCCUGGGGUCUACAGUUGACUCCUGGGGUCUUUGAGGAUCUCUGCAGCAGUUUCAUUAAGUUAAACUCAUUGCUGAUGAUAAGAGUUGAUUUAGUGCACAGGUUUCUGUUUAACACAGUGUCAAUUCAGUGAAGGAUACCAACCUGAUGGACAGGUUGGAUUUCAGGUGUUUUGUUUUGCAUUGCAUCACUCUGCACAAGUCAAAGGUAUAAAGUUAUUACUUUGAAAAUAUAAAAAACAUAUUUGUGUAAAUGCUCUGAGGAUGUUGUAAGAGUUUCUGUCUCUCUCUCUCAGUUCCUCUCUAACCCUGCGGUGACGUUCGGGACGGCCAUCGCGGCGUUCUACCUUCCCGUCAUCAUAAUGACUGUCCUGUACAUCCACAUCUCCCUGGCCUCCAGGAGCAGAGUGUCCAAACACAAACCAGAGAAGAAGGAAAAGAAGGGGAUCAAGUAAGAGCCAGAGAGGAUUCAUUAAUUUACAAUAAUUUAAGAUGUUUAACAAAUAUUUUAAGGAGAAAUGUCACAGUAGCACAAAAGGGUAAAGAAAUUACAAAGCACCUUCAUUAAAUCCCAUAGCUUUUAUUCUUUAUUACCUGUCUGCUUAGUUCAUAAUGUGACAGUUUCUCUUUGCUAAAAUUAUGAUUAAAUGAUGUCCGUACUUAUUUUCUUCUAAAAUGCUUCAAAGAAAUACCCCCUGACAGGGAACAACAACCAUGCUGAGCCUGAAUUUGGUUUGUUAUGAAGGAUUAAAGAGGUGACCUAGUUUCAUGACAGGAGGAAAUAUUAAACCUCCUUAAAGCUCUUACAGCGAGUUAUACAUCCCUGCUGUCCAUCCAGAGGGGCAUAAACAUGAAAUUAGACAGGUGUAAUAAAAAUCAAGGAUGUAUUCUAAAGAAAAUCUAAUUUAUCUGUAAUUUUUUAAGCAUUAAAAAUCUCUUCUCUUGUCAUCUAUGUGGGAUUUUUAGCUGUUUUUAUGUUUCCAAACUAAACCAUCAGUUUCUUUGAUGAUCUUUUUUUCCUUUUUGGCAAAGCUAACCCAGUUUUUCAUGGAGCCUCUAAAGUGUUAUUAGGAGUUUUUUUUUUUUUCUUCAUGUGCGGACAUGUUAUUAACCCGCGUGAAUGCUGCAGUGGUUGUAAUUCCACUUGCCAUUAAUUGCUAUCAUUUGCGAGUAAUGUCCUUUCUGUGUCUUUGCUGCAAGACAGAAGAGGAAGGAAAGAGAUCCCUGUAGAUAUACAAUACAAUGAAAUCAUUCAACAGUGUUUUCAGACUGACCCUGAACCCUGCUUUCACUAGUACAGGACUCACCUUUUUACCUACCUUUUGUUUUUGUACAGUUAUUUUACCUCACAUCCUUUUAAUGCUGGCAGCACAGUGGUGUUCUGCAUCAUUUUAGAGCAAAGUUGGUCAAUUCUGGCUUACAUAAACCCUCAUUGAUAUGAAUGAGCUCUGAAAAAUUUAUUGAAAUUAUGUCAGUGUAUUUUUGUGAAUAAGGAUUGUCUUUGGCUUAUAUACACCACAGAGGUGGCUCUGAGAGUCCGAGGAAGCUUCUGCUGCUUUCAGAAUAAAAAUUGGGUUAAGGCAGUGGUUUUCAAGUCCAGUCAAGUCCACACACCUGAUUCAAAUAAUCAGCUCGUUAUUAAGCCAGUACAGAGCUUGAUAACGAGCUAAUCAUUUGAAUAAGGUGUGUUGGAGCAGGGAAACAUCCAAAACAUGCAGGACAGUGGGCCUCGAGGACUGGACUUGAGAACCACUGGGUUAAAGUGAACACUUGCGCUGGGUCAUCACAUGUGUAAACUUCCUAUUUUCUGGUGCGCAGAAAACGAUAAGUAGUUUGUGAUAGUUGUGUUUUUUCUCUGCAGGAUUUCAGGAGCUCUGUCUUUUUGCUAAACUUGCUUUAGUUUGCAUCUAGUUUAAAAAGAAAACAGUUUAGAAGCGGGUCACUAAACCGCAGAGUAGAAGCAAAAACAUGUCACCCAGGCUAUUAACAUCAAUUAUGCAUAAGCACAAUUUGCUGCACAAUUAAUUCCCAUGAUAAAUGAUUCAUACUGACUUUUAAAAUCACUUUAACAGAUUAAGUCAACUGGAGCUCAGGUUCAAGUGUUUACUCUUGAUUCAGAUGGGUGAGAAACUGCCUCAGUUCCUGGUAAGCAUCAUUUCAAUGACAGAAAAAAAUACAAAAGCCAUCAAAAUGAACAAACAUUCAACUUGAAGAUCUUAAAAAAUGAAAUUUCAGUGACAGAAAUCAUGGGGAAAAAUUGGACAGAACCAAAAAAAAAAACUGUGUGUUUAAGUUUGAUCAGUGACUGUUAAAUAUUCUUUAGAGGUGGAAGAAGUUUUGAGUGCUGAGGCCAUUUUAUGAUGCAGACAUCUUUUAGAGCUUUAAAAGAAGAAAAAAACUGAAAAUGAAAGCUGUAUUUCUGCAUUUAAAGCAAACUGAGACCAAAAGUGAAAAGUAUAGGUCCAGCCCAUCUACGUCUGUUUACAGAGAUCAAGAAAUCUGAUCAGAUUGAAAGUAUCUGACACUUUAAAAGAGGAUUAAAAUCAGAUUAGAUCAGGUAAUCCUCCUUUGGUUUUAUCCAGAUGCAACCUCUUUAAGACGGAUCGAGAUAACUGAUCCAAAUAUCUGUGGUUUUUCUGAUCUCUGCGGGGAGCUGGAUUCAGGUGUAUCACAGGAUGAUCAAACAAAACAUUUUUACACUUUUGCUGUCAGAAUUUCUUAUUUUAAUAAUGUGCUGCCCAACCUCAACAACAGCACAGUGGUUUUAAGACUUGAUUCCCAUCAAAGACCAAAUAUUUGAUUUCAAGCAUCUGUCAGGAUCGUACAAACUGUGUAGACUGUUGCGUCCUCUGUGGCCAGAAUAUGCUCUGAGAAGUCUGAUUUAUAGGUUUGGGUUCUCAUCUGAAAGUUGCGUUUCGCAUUUUUGUAAUUUAGGUUUGUAAUUUACAAAAAACAAACCUGCUGGAAACAUUCAAGUACCCCAAAUUGAAUGUGGUUUAUUUAGGGAUCAUUGUGUGUGUGCACAGUUUCAUAAAUCUGAUUAAAUUUCGGCUCAUGCCAUUCUUGGGUUUUUGGCUUAAGUACACCUACAGUUAACUGUUGUUUUCGUUGAUGAAAUAUUUUCUUCAACGCCCCUUUUUUUCCACAAGGAAGACGUGACAUUGACGAGCUAAACAUAAGUCUUAGAUGACUAAAAUGUGACGAGACCAAUGUGCGUUUACGCUGACGAGAUGAGACUAGACGAAAACGUUAGUGGUGGACGACGAACAGAGUUGCAAAAUUCAUGAGCAUUUCGUCAGUCAAACGCUAAACAUAUAUUCUGCAGUGUUGUUUUCGUUGACGAUGCCGUUGACCAAAUAUUUUCGUCAACAUCAUCAUCAACGAAAACAACACUGCUACAGUCAGGAUUCAACAGAUUGCUGUACUGUCAGACCCCUGAUAGUAACCAGUGUGAAACCAGGCUGAUGCAGUCCAGUUUUACUUUCAUUAACCAGGACCAAAGUGAGCUGGAUUAGCUGCUCCUGAGUAAUAAUUGAGUUCAGCUCCAAAUCUCGAUCAUUCCUGUUCAGAUUAAAGUUUUUGUUCAGUCAGGUUUUAAUUUAUUUGCAAAGAAAAAAAACAAACAAGCAUUAAAAUCUGUUUUCCCAGGACUCCCAGUCUGAUAAAGAGCCACCUGUUGAAGCAGAACAACAACAAUGAGACCAGUCCUCAAGCCAGUCCUCGCUCCACCCCCAAACUCAGUCUGGACUCCACCACCACUGCACUUGACGCUGUGAAGAAUGGCCGAGUGGAGGAACCCAAACCGGACCAGAACCAGGCCCCGGCUCAGCCCAGUCCAGGACUCACACAGGUGCUGAAUCCCACAGAGUGCGAGGCAGAAACCCUGUCUGAAGGUGUUCAGCUUGUAACUAUACUCCCUUUAUUUACUCUUCACAGGAAGAGAAGGAGAGCUCCAACGAUUCGUCCACAGCUUUUAUCGCUCCAACAGAACCGAAGGAGAACCCCAACAACGCGGUCAUUUCUGAGGUAAAUGUUUGCAAGUUUCCCUUUUUACCAUCACCCCUACUUUAAACUUGUUCAGACUUAUAUUUAAGUUUGUUCAGUUGUAAAUCAUAAUAAUACAGACACUUCACAGAGAUCACUACAAAUUAAGACGAUUUACUCAGACAACUUAUCCUGCAAAGAAACUGAGAGGACAGCUUGAGUUAUUUAAGGCUCAAACUCUGACAGGGGCAGACUGUAGAGCAGCACACCAAAAUAAACUGUUCACAUUUUAUUUCUCAAGUAUCUGAUGAAAUGACAGAAGUAUUCUUUGGAUUUUAUAUCAAAAGUUUGUUGUAUGACUGGUUUCCUGAUAGAGGAUUUCAGCUGCUCAACAGUUCAGGGUCUCCUUUGUCCUAUUUAGGUGUCAUGAUGCUCUAAAUCUGUGGUUCUCAAGUCCAGUCCUUGAGGUCCAACACACCUGAUUCAAAUGAUCAGCUCGUUAUCAAGCUCUGUAAUGGCUUAGUAACGAGCUGAUCAUUUGAAUCAGGUGUGUUGGAGCAGGGAGACAUCCAAAACAUGCAGGACAGUGGGCCUCGAGGACUGGACUUGAGAACCACUGAUCUAAAUGUUUCAAUGGGGGACAAGUCAGGACUGCAGGCAGACCAGAGAGUCAUGCUGUUGUAAUCUCUGCAGAAUGUGGUUUGUCAUUGUCUUGCUGAAAUAUGAAGGUCCUCUCUGAAAAAGUCAGUCUGGAUGAUUGUUCAGCACUAAAGGAGCCUUCCCAGAUGUGGAAACUACCCAUGACAUGGACUCUGAUGAUCUCUAUACCAUCAGGGAGGCUGGCUUUGAACUGGGAGCUGAGGACAGGGUAUUUGGUUCCUACACUCUUUAGAAAGGACGACGCAACAUCUAAGAAUAUCAACAUGUAGUUUUUCUUUUUCCCCUCAGUCCAUCUCAAAUGGUCUCAGGUCCAGAGAAGUCUCUGAUGUUUCUAUCUGGUUUCCUCUUUGCAGUUUUAACCUCAGUUGUGGAUGCAGUGGAAGUGAUUUUGAGCUUAUGCAGUGAUUUCCACUCCAGAGUCCUGUCUGUUUUUAAUGCAGUGCUGCCUGAGGGCCUGAAGAUCAGGACCAUCCUGUCUUGGUUUUGGUCCUUGUCCCUUUUUAUACAGAGAUUCUCCAGAAUAUUUAUCAUAUUAUGUACUGUACAUGAUGUACUGUUUGGUUGUUAAAUGAUUUAUUUACCAUCAAAAUCUGUUUUAUAUUAACGUUCUACAAGGUGAGCAUUGUUUUUUGGCAUUGGGAUUGUACAUUAAUCUGAUUAAUUGCAAGAUAAAAAUUUUGACCCACUAGAUAGAUAGAUAGACAAACAAACAGACAGACAGACUUUAUUGAUCCCAAAACUGGGAAAGUCCCAUGUUACAGCAGCAAUAAAAACACAAAAUAAAAUUAAAUAUAAGAAGGAGUAUGCACAAUACAGACUAAAUAUACUAAAUAUAUAAAUAAAUACAGACUAAAUACACUAAACAUCCUAAGAGAAAAAAGUGAGAUAUGAAAAAAGUGGGCUAUCCACUGGUAGUACUAAUUUGAAAUGAGUAAUAAAUAUAAAAUGUGAAAUAUACAGAUGGGAUGAUAAAUAAACAAACAACUUAAGGUGCUCAGUAAUGUGUUGUGGUAGGAGUUUUUAAAAAUGGACUAUACAGCAGACAGAUGUGAGUCUAUUUCUUGUGGCAGGAAAGAUUUCCUGUAUCCUGUAUAUACUGUAUGUAAAUCUGUAAGCCUUUCCUGGCUAACAUUUGCUUUUUCAACUUUUUAUUUUGUUGACAAAGAUGAGUUUUUGAGUUUCUUUUGAUAAAAAAGAGUGAAAUGUUGUGGGAGUUUUUUGCCUUCUGCAAGACAGAUGGAGUGUUUUGUUUUUUUUCCUGCAUAAGUAUAUAUUCAUCCCUGCAAGUCUUUAAAAUUCAAACAGUGUUUAAGAUUAUGUGUUGCAGAAAUCGAGAACAAUUUGCACAUUUUUGAUUCUGGCUCCUUUGUUUACCACUAAAAUUCAAAUUCACCAGUUUUCUGAUUUUGUUCAUCCUGAAAAAAAGUCAAACUGGCACAUCACCUCUCUGUUUGUCUCAGGCUGCUGUCAAUCCAAACCCAGUGUCCACAUCGGCUUCCAGCCCUGGUGAUGCAAAGAUGGGCGCUGGAUCGCGGUGGUCCAAGAUAAAGAUCGUGACAAAGCACACCGGGGACGAGUGCAUCACUGCCAUAGAGAUUGUCCCGCCUGUAGAGGGCGCAGAGACACAUUCCAUCCCCAUCAGCCGCCCGCGGACGGUGGCGAGAAAGUUUGCAAGCAUCGCCAGGAGUCAAGUGAAGAGGAAAAGACAGAUGGCUGCCAGGGAGAAGAAAGUAUGUUAUGUAACACUGCACACACACACACAAGCACACACGCGCUAGGCUCAACAAUACACUGGCUGCUGAUGGACGGAUUUGCAUGACAUGAAAUCAAAGGCUGUUUGUUUGGUGGUGGGUGAGCACAAAGACAUGUUUUCUUUAAUAAUGAGAUUAAAUAAUGGUUUAUCCAAAGUUUUACCCCAUAAUUAAAUGUUAAUCACAGUAUUUUGGCGUGGAUUAAAUGAUUGUUUUUGCAUGGCAGCAUAUGUUGCUGGUGUGCAGGUGGGAUUACUCAGUUCCAGCAGCGUGUGAAUAGUAUGCAGCAGCUGGUUUUCAGAGAUGAGUGGCUUUUGUGCUGCAGUCACUUCACUUAAUUAUCGUUCGGAGUGACAGAUGGUAUUUGGAAACGUUCCUCUGAGCUUUUAAAAAUGACAGACAUGAGUCUAAUUUGGGUCCAUCACUCUUCAAAAUCACAACUAGUCGGAUUUGACAUUCAAAACAGCAGCGGGGGAGGAAAUCUGAGGUUUGAAGGGUUUAUUGUGCAGAAUAUUUUAAGCCAGGAAUGUGUCUUUAAGGAGGAACUGCACCUUAAUUUACUAGAAGCAUUUUUUAUAUUUGACUUAUUGUGUAAGGGAUUAACAGGUUUAUAAAGUUUAUGAUUUAGUGUAGUAGCAGCAAAAUGGUCUACUGUGGUUGCAACACAAAAGUUCCUUUUUGGUUGCUGAAAGUCUCAGAUUGUAAUCUCAGGUUACUAAUAACAUUUUGAAAGCACUCCCUGCAGAGAUAGGUAAGUCUGUUAAACGAAGAGCUACAUUUUUUUUUACCAAAAACAGCUGUUAACACCACUUUCUUCCAAAUCAACCAAACUCCACUGACAAAAAGAGCCAUUUUCACAUUGCAGAAUGCUUAAUCUGCCGCUCCGCUGCCAUAAUGGGUUAUUUUUCAUGUGUUAUUGUUGGACUUCAGCAUUUGUAAUUGUUUGGUUUUGGUCCAACAAAAUAUUUGUGAAACAAACAAAACACACACACACACACAAAAUGAUAAUUUUGGCAGCAAUAGACCAUUAACUCCUGUUUUCUGCGGAGUAAAAUGACAGUUUUGUCAAUAGAGACUGGUGGCUUUGAGGGGAGUGAUGUUACAGCUGCUUCUGGUUAAAAAACAUGUUUUUGACUAUUUAAUGAACUGCCAUGAGAUUGGGAUUGUGCAGCAGCAGCUUGCUGUUGCAAAGCACCCUUAAGCCUAAGCAAACACAACAUUGUCUACUUACACUUUCAACAGUGUCAAAGAGGAGAGGAUGUUGUCUCUUGGUGCUGCUUGUAGAUCCUCCUUCUGCAUCAUUGUUAAAAUACUGCCAAGUGCUGAUGUACUGUAUGAAUGCAGCCAAGGCAGACCCAGAAGAGAUUUGGUUGUUGGACCAGGAGUGAUGCCACUGGGGGAUACUCCAAAGUGACUAAUUUCCCGGUCGAUUAAACAGAAGAUUGAAAUCACUACAAGAAGGAUCUGAGUGGACAUAUGCCAGUUAAAGCAGAUACACACGACACACUACACACAACACACAACACACAACUUUAUCCUCACUUUCUAGAUUAAAAUACUGACAAACAAAUAACAUUUGUCAUUUGUGAUUGAUUACACCCAGGUAGUUGAGUAUUAGAGCUUUAUAGCAGUAACCACUAACCAGUGCUACAGCCCCAAAAAUGGAUGGAUGGUGGCUGUGUCGGACACAAUAUGUGACUGAAAUUUUGGGUCUACAGUAACAUAAAAAAGAUAAAUAAAUAAAUGAAAAUAAUUAGUUCUUCCAACUUAUUGCUGAUAUUCGUGCUUAACUUGAGCUCUUUCUGAAGAUUAUUUCGUGUCUAAGGCUUCUUACAGGAAAAGGCAGAUUUCCACAAAAACGUAGGGUGAAUUUAAGAACAACAAAUUUGAGCAUUGCAGCUGGUACUUGGUAGACUUGGUGUAGAGCAGUGGUUCUCAAGUCCAGUCCUCGAGGCCCACUGUCCUGCAUGUUUUGGAUGUUUCCCUGCUUCAACACACCUGAUUCAAAUGAUCAGCUCGUUAUCAAGCUCUGUACUGGCUUGAUAACGAGCUGAUCAUUUGAAUCAGGUGUUGGAGCAGGGAAACAUCCAAAACAUGCAGGACAGUGGGCCUCGAGGACUGGACUUGAGAACCACUGGUGUAGAGAGGGUACAGAGGUAUGAUGGCAAAUGAGCAUAGGUAUGAUACCGUUUAUAAUCUUCAGAAAAUUUGCAGAAUUAUUUCUAAACCAAUGAACAGUCUUCCGUUUGUAACCAGCUGCUCCAAGUUUGAUUGGCUUGAUUGAACAGACAGAGGUGAAAUUCUGCGGAUUGAUAUGAUAUGAUGCGUGAUUAGGUAGUAACUGAUGUUGCUUGUGCUAUUAGGAAUUAGUCACGACUAUUGUGAGGUUUUGACUGAGAAGAAUUAAGUAUUUAGUGAGCCAGGUUACAAGAAAUGAAAAUGCACAAGGCCAGAGCAUGGUGUUUGAAAUGCUCAGCCAUUAAUCAGUCUUAGAGGACUUUCUUUAGAGACCAGGUAGGGCAUAGAUCUUUAGGCUCCUAUCACAAUGUUACAUCAAUAUAAUUUGAUUUUCUGCAGGAGUAUUUUAGAUUAUACUGGUAAAACCAUCAGGCUGAAAAUGUCUGAAACCGUGGUGAGUACUUGAGAUAAUCAGCAUUUCAGAGAGAACAUGAUUUUUGAUGCUUUCUUUUCAAACCAGUGUGCUCUCACAGCUACACUUUGCAAUAAUGACAUGUUUCUGACUGUGAGGUAUCAUCUCAGCAAAUUGAUUUGUAAAAGAAAAGAAAGAAGAGAAACCAUUUAUAUCUACCUGUAGUGUAGAAGAUUACGCCAGCUUUGAUUUUCUUUUGUUUUUUUUUUUCACUUUUUCUUGCUGUCAUCUCUCCCCACAGGUGACCAAGACCAUCUUCGCCAUCCUGCUGGCCUUCAUCAUCACAUGGACGCCGUAUAAUGUCAUGGUGCUGAUCUCCACCUUCUGCCAGUCCUGCGUCCCUGACACCGUGUGGGCCAUCGGUUAUUGGCUGUGUUACGUCAACUCCACCAUCAACCCGGCCUGUUACGCACUGUGCAACGCCACUUUCAAAAAGACAUUCAAGAACCUGCUGCUUUGCCAGUAUAAAAACAUAGGAACCAGAUGA
Molecule: messenger RNA, 40520 nt
Organism: Xyrichtys novacula (pearly razorfish)
Lineage: Eukaryota; Metazoa; Chordata; Actinopteri; Labriformes; Labridae
Source: the annotation of a GenBank genome assembly